Molecule: messenger RNA, 417 nt
Organism: Lizanozyma spartinae
Lineage: Eukaryota; Fungi; Ascomycota; Pichiomycetes; Serinales; Debaryomycetaceae
Exons: 4
Coding region: 1-417 (138 amino acids)
Biological process (GO): negative regulation of Arp2/3 complex-mediated actin nucleation; actin filament debranching
Cellular component (GO): actin cortical patch
Molecular function (GO): actin binding; Arp2/3 complex binding
Source: RefSeq, a predicted model, not a curated record
AUGGCCACUCCCUUAUACACCUUCUCACCAGAGACAUUGAGCGAUCUCCGCAAGUUCCGUUUUGCAAGUGCUAGAGCAAACACCCCUCAGGCUCUCAUAUAUAUCAUUGAUAAGACUUCUUAUGAAGUCAAGAGAGAAGACGACGAUAAUAUAAUUGACUCCAUUGAAGAACUUGUGGAUGGGUUACCUGAUAAUUCGCCUCGAUUUGUGGUCCUCUCAUAUCCAAUAACUGAGGCCGAUGGACGUAUGAAAUCACCUUUGGUCAUGAUUUAUUGGAUUCCUCCAACCUGUAAUAACGAGGGAAGAAUGUUAUAUGCCGGGGCCGUAGAAUUGGUCAGAGACAAGGCAGGUGUCUCCAAAUUAAUUAAGAUAGAGGAAGAAGAUGAGUUCGAGGAUAUCGAAUCUCUUUUACAAUAA